GAAGAAAGAUUACUUCUUUCAUCACCAAAAGAUGAAAUGGGGAAGAAAGAAAUCCAUUAUCAACAACAACAACAACAGCAUCAACCACCAUUCUGCAUCCUCUCUCCCCUCCUUGCUCUCUCAAGUCUUUUCCAUCUCUUGGAUUUCAAAAUUCAAGCAAAUGGGCAUCAAAUCCGAACCCAAACAUUUUAAAACCAAGUUUAAAACCAGACCCACAUCGCCGUCUCUGAAUUCUACGCAGCGACGGCAUCCAAAGGACUUGGCUUUCACACCGGAGUUCACCGGUAGAAGGGUUAGCCAGAGGAGGAGCAGAGCUUUAACUGAGAUGGAUGGUGACGAUGAUGACUAUUGGCGACUUUCUUUUGGUGGAGAGAGCUCUGAUGGUAAGAAAUCCAGAGCUCCUUUGCGUUCUGUUUGGUAUGAUUCUGAGAAUGAGCUCGAAUUGCCACCAAGAACUAGUUGUCAUAGUUGCAGAUCAACUGCAAUGACUUCAAGAACUGAAGAAUCACCGAAUUUUACUAAUAUGGUCUCCGACAUUAGGAAAAACAGAGGUUCUCCAGCGAAUGUGAAAUGUGAAGAUCACGAAUUUGAAACCGAAACAGCUCCGAAGAAAAUUAUAAGGGAUUCGAAACUGAUAAACAGAAAAUCUAGGAAGUCAGGUGGAAGAAUUACAGAGAAAGAGCAGUUCUUAUCGGAAAUAGAAUCAGUUGAAGAGAAUUACAGUUCAAGGCAAUCUCUUUACAUUUCUUCUCAUGCGAGGAAGAGCAAUCAGGAGAGAAAUUCUCCGAAUUCAGAAACAACCCAUCAAUUAGGAUCGGAUUCAGAACAGAAGAAAGCAAAAGACUUGAAGAUUGAGUUCUUGUCUAUAUAUGAAAAACCGAGAAAAUCUGUGUGCGUCAAUGGAGAAUUACAGAGGAGAACAAAACAGAGUAGCAAAGUUAAAGUGUGUUCUCCAAGAACUCCUUCGAAGAGCGAGGUGUGCAAAAUAAAAGCUAUUGAAGACAUGAAGAAAGCCAAGAUGAAGAAGGUGAAGAUGAAAGAGAGAGCAGUAGAGGAAAAAGCUUUAGAGAGCUUUGCAGUAGUGAAAUGCUCGUUCGACCCUGAGAAGGACUUCAGAGAUUCAAUGGUGGAGAUGAUAUCUGAGAAUCAGAUUAAACGAUUGGAAGAGUUUGAGGAGCUCUUGGCUUGUUAUCUUUCUUUGAAUUCAGAUGAAUACCAUGAUCUCAUUAUCAAAGUCUUCAAGCAGGUAUGGUUCGAUUUGAAGAAGCUUUCUUUUAGUCCUGAUUUACAGAAAGAUCAUUCUCCUAAUGAUCAGUAAUUGUAUUUUGUCCAAAAAAGCUGGAAAAAAAAAAUCUGUAACUCUGCAAUAAAUGAUUAAUGAACUUAUAAUGCU
Messenger RNA from Telopea speciosissima, 1393 nucleotides. RefSeq names its product transcription repressor OFP5. The coding region runs from base 32 to 1318 and encodes 428 amino acids. NCBI's taxonomy places the organism in Eukaryota, Viridiplantae, Streptophyta, Magnoliopsida, Proteales, Proteaceae. Gene Ontology annotation, biological process: negative regulation of DNA-templated transcription. The transcript is spliced from 2 exons. The record is from RefSeq and is a predicted model, not a curated record.